CACGUUUCGGCGCUCGCCGAGGGAAAAGAGACGCCGCGAUCGUGACUUCGGGACAUGAGAGCGACGAUGAAGCCCGCCAGCCUGCACAGCAGUACCUAAGGACUUACGUUCGUUAGAAACAGUACGUCCUACAAAGGAUUCGGCCAUUUCACUCGGGAUUUACUACAUAGGUUCGAUCCUUGCUCCUAAACUUCGUCCUGAAACAAUCGAGAGAGGCUACCCUUUCUACCAACGAGGUGAAAAUUGUUCAAUCAGUGUUAUUUGAUGUGGACAGACUACUAUUAAUAUUAAAAGUGUUCCCCUAUUGUGUGUCUUAUUGUGAGAAGUUCUUGGGAUUCACAGUCAAAGACACAAGAACCAUGUCAUCAGGCGCAGGUUCCAGUGGAACUAGCCGGGGGCGUGGUUCAUUGGCAGACAAUAAGCCAGAGAGCAAGGAGGCAAAGCCGAAUCCAAAGAUGUCUAAAGCUUUAGGAACAUCCGCCAAAAGGAUACAAAAAGAAUUGGCAGAGAUCACAUUAGACCCACCGCCAAAUUGCAGUGCAGGACCUAAGGGAGACAAUUUAUAUGAAUGGGUAUCAACAAUACUUGGACCUCCUGGAUCAGUCUAUGAAGGAGGAGUAUUUUUCCUAGAUAUACACUUUUCUCCAGAAUAUCCAUUCAAACCUCCAAAGGUAACAUUCCGGACACGCAUCUACCACUGUAACAUCAACAGCCAAGGUGUAAUAUGCUUGGACAUAUUAAAGGAUAAUUGGUCUCCUGCGCUAACCAUUUCGAAAGUUCUGUUAUCCAUCUGUUCCCUUUUGACUGACUGUAAUCCAGCGGAUCCCUUAGUAGGAAGUAUAGCAACGCAAUAUCUACAAAAUAGGGAAGAGCACGACCGUAUAGCGCGGCUGUGGACUAAGCGUUACGCCACAUGAAUGAUUUCUCUCUUUUUUAAGAAAAAAAUUGUCCUCGUUCCUUCAAACCGAAGAACGCUCAUAUAAAGGAGCUCGUUUAACUACAUUAAAAAUUUUGAUUAUUCGGACCGAUCAAUUAUUCUUAAUAAAUUAAUUAAACGAA
Molecule: messenger RNA, 1059 nt
Organism: Ceratina calcarata
Lineage: Eukaryota; Metazoa; Arthropoda; Insecta; Hymenoptera; Apidae
Gene: Ubc2
Product: ubiquitin conjugating enzyme 2
Exons: 7
Coding region: 360-917 (185 amino acids)
Source: RefSeq, a predicted model, not a curated record